GUUGCCAAUUGGCAUUUGGCAUGUUGUUGCUUAUAGUAUUUGAUACUCUUUCUUAUUUUUUUGUUAUUUAUUCGCAAUAGAGAAUGGCAAAAGCUAGUGAGUCGGCUUUAAAGAGCAUUGGGAAGGUCCUCAAUGAUCCUUCAAGGCCAAUGAAGGAGCGUUUCCGUGCGCUAUUUACUCUAAGAAACUUAGGCGGUGAAACCGCUAUUGAGUGCAUUAGUCAGUGUUUUGUGGAUGAAUCUGUGCUGCUGAAGCAUGAAUUAGCUUACUGUUUAGGUCAAAUGCAGGAUCAACGCGCAAUACCUGUACUUAGAAGUGUUUUAGAGGACAAAAACCAGGAUCCCAUAGUUCGCCAUGAAGCAGGUGAAGCUUUAGGCGCCAUAGGAGAUCCAAACCUUAGAGAGUUACUAGAGAAGUACCAGCAUGAUCCUGCAAUUGAAGUGGCAGAGACCUGUCAGAUAGCAUUGCAGCGGCUAAACUGGGUGGCCAAUGACAGUACCAAAGAGGUUAAUUUGUCAAAGAGUUUGUUCACAUCCAUAGAUCCUGCUCCACCGAGCAGUGAGAUUGAUGUAGAGAAUCUAAAGAACACUUUAAUGGAUGAAUCUAAGCCUCUGUUUGAGAGAUAUAGAGCUAUGUUCAGUUUAAGGAAUUUGGGCACCACUGAGAGUAUUAAUGCUUUGGGUGAAGGUUUCAAAGCAUCCAGCGCCCUCUUCAGGCAUGAGGUAGCAUUUGUGUUUGGUCAGAUGCAAGAUGAGAGGAGUGUUCCUUUCUUGAAGAAGACCCUUGAGGAUACCAGUGAGCAUGAGAUGGUGAGACACGAGGCGGCUGAGGCACUGGGCUCUAUUGCCACUGAAGAAUGUACUGAGGUGCUACAAAGGUAUCUGAAUGACCCUCGUCCAGUUGUCCGCGAGAGUUGUGAGGUGGCGCUGGAUAUGUCGGAGUACGAGAACAGUCCAGAAUUCCAAUAUGCAAACACGUUGCUUACUGUCGAGGGCUGAUACUUAAUUUGUUAUAAUAUUUAUUAUAUUUUUGCUAAGAAAUAGUUCUGUGAAUUAUACAAUGAAAUAUGUUUUAAUUAUCAUGAUAUUGAUAUGUUCAGUUGCUGAUAUUAUUUGGGCACCUCAUUUAAGGUUUGAUAAACAUUAGGAACUAGCUUCUGCCCGCGACUUCGUACGCGCAAUCUCGUUUUCUUCCGUGCCCGUAGGAUUUUCAGGACUUUUUUCUGUCAUAAGAACCUUCUCCUGACAAUAAUAAACAUAAAAAAGAUCAGCCAAAUCGGUCUAGCCGUGCUCAACUUAUGGCGUGACAACAGGAAACGGGUUUCAUUUUUAUAUAUAUACUAGCCUUUAUCCGCGGCUUCGCUCGCGUCACAAAAGGAUAAAAAGUAGC
Molecule: messenger RNA, 1389 nt
Organism: Spodoptera litura
Lineage: Eukaryota; Metazoa; Arthropoda; Insecta; Lepidoptera; Noctuidae
Gene: nero
Product: deoxyhypusine hydroxylase nero
Biological process (GO): peptidyl-hypusine biosynthetic process
Molecular function (GO): deoxyhypusine monooxygenase activity
Source: RefSeq, a predicted model, not a curated record